GUGCUGGAACUCUCCUCUUUGUGAACAGGUGGCGCUUUUAACAGUAGCGGGCUGAUUCGGGGACUAUCAGUGGACUAGGAGAGACGGUGUGGAAAGACAGAGGGUGAAGCAGAAUAGUGGAGAAGAGGCUGUAGAAAAAGCUCGGACUCAGGAAGAAGACACCACCAGUUGCAUGAGUCCCAUCCUGCCCCACUUGUCAGACCUCGCCUCCCAUUUCAUCAACUCCUUGUCCCCUCUCCUCUCUGGAGCCAUGCACCCUCAGCGCCCUCUUCCCCAAGCCAUGCCUGCUACUUCUUCAUCCUCCUCGCUGGGGCAGCAGCUGCGAGACAUGGCCACGGGUCUGGGACGUGGCAAGAACUUCUUGGGUGGGAACGUCGCCUACGGAUUUGUGCAGUCUCUUAAGGAGUGUCUCUACUUCCUGCUGUGCUGCUGGUGCAUCAAGGAGAUCCUGGACUGAAGGUGCUCAUGGAGUGGGUUGCCCGUUUGUCACUAUUGAAGCCGAUGAUUGAUUCUUUUUUAAAAGAUGGAGUGUUUGAAAAGGGAUGCUGGCAAAAAAAAAAACAAUGGAUUCGCUUCUUGGCUUGAUUAUCUGUGAUUUGGAGGGCUAUACAGGGACAAACACACUGUGGCGUCAUAAUAAAGGAUUUCAUCCAUAGUACAUUUUAUUUUUUUGUUUGAUUCCACAAAGUAGGCCUUAGGUGACAAAAUACA
This is a messenger RNA of Dunckerocampus dactyliophorus (ringed pipefish), 711 nucleotides long. RefSeq names its product lens epithelial protein (gene lenep). NCBI's taxonomy places the organism in Eukaryota, Metazoa, Chordata, Actinopteri, Syngnathiformes, Syngnathidae. The coding region runs from base 173 to 457 and encodes 94 amino acids. The record is from RefSeq and is a predicted model, not a curated record. The transcript is spliced from 2 exons. Gene Ontology annotation, biological process: multicellular organism development.